Molecule: messenger RNA, 552 nt
Organism: Punica granatum (pomegranate)
Lineage: Eukaryota; Viridiplantae; Streptophyta; Magnoliopsida; Myrtales; Lythraceae
Source: RefSeq, a predicted model, not a curated record
AUGAGGGAGAGGGAAAGAAGGGCAAUUACGACCAACAUUUUCCAAGGGCUGAGGAAGCACGGCAGAUACCCGCUCUCUGCCCGAUCUGACAUCAACCAGGUCCUCCGCCACCUUGCUGCCGAGGCUGGGUGGGUCGUCGAAGCUGAUGGGACUACAUACCGGCCUUCCACCCCGACCCAGGUAGGGAGUCGCUGCUCGCUUUGCGGCUGCGUAACAAGAACAAGUGCCAACCCGACGCCCACCAGCAGCAUCAUUGACUUUUCGGCCCCAACAUCCCCUAGAAACCUCUCUCUCACGACAUCCCCUAGAAACCCGUCUCUUGCGGACUCUGCAGCAGCCCAUGCCGAAAGGCUCAAUCAGCUUUACCUUCAGCAGAGAGCUUCUCAUGCCGAGGCAGGUGGCAGAUCAUCUUCCUCGCCUAUGCAACUAAACAACUCUGGGCAACAAUUUCCUACAGCUUUCUAUAUGAUCAAUGGAACCCAGCCUCAGCAGCAGUCAUAUUCGCAGGACGUGAGAGUGUCCUCACCGAGCACACUCGCACAAUCACCGUGA